Spizellomyces punctatus DAOM BR117 is the source of this 1455-nucleotide messenger RNA. RefSeq lists its product as uncharacterized. The transcript has 4 exons. The coding region runs from base 147 to 1313 and encodes 388 amino acids. The record is from RefSeq and is a predicted model, not a curated record. Lineage: Eukaryota; Fungi; Chytridiomycota; Chytridiomycetes; Spizellomycetales; Spizellomycetaceae.
UCGGCAGUAAGCAUAGUACGUCAUUGCUGAAAUCCUAUGGUGUACCCGCCAUACUAUAAAAUGGGCCCCCAUCCAUGUCUGCGGCCAUGUCGUCUUAUCGCGAUAGUUGUACUGCCAAAGCACCUCCCUGAAAGAAAGCCGCGACUAUGGCCAAGGAGAUUUCUUGUCUUUGCAUUCUCUAUAUGCUUCUUGCCUUAAGUGGCUCGGGUUAUGUUCAUGCAUUGAAGCUGGUGAACAAUUUCAAUCAGACAUUGGCGAAAGGCGGAACAAACUUUGCAGCGGCUGAUUUGAGAAGCGGACUUUUCUACGACUACAAGUUGAAUAUCAAUACGUCGACGAACAUCUACAAGGUUAACGUUCGACAACAUACAGUUGCUGCACCCAAAACGACCAAGUGGAAUAGGACAUAUUCCGAGAAUGCAACGUCCUAUUAUCCAAACUACAUCGUUGGCAAACCUGGUAGUGACCUGUACGAAAUCUCAAUCGUAACUGUGGGCAACGAUUCGUCGAUUGCAAUACGCCGCUUCAAUAAUACCAGCGGUAAAAUCACUUACAGCUUGAAAAGAUCCAACAGCUCGUGUCCUGUACCCGUCUCGGCCACUGGUGUUGUCGACCCUAAUUCGGGUGACCUCUUUGUCGUUGCAAUGUGUCGAUACGCGAAUCAAGAGGCAAAUUAUACAAGGAAUUUCCUGUUCAUUGAGCGCAUCAACAAAACUGGUGGACUUGUUCGCCGGAGGACCAUUCGCCCUGUCUACGCUUCAGCCGCAUAUGCUGCCAUAAACCCUGUCGGCGACCGUCUCUACAUUGCAGGCUACAAGUACGAUAAUACCUCUCAUGCCGGAGCUCCAUUCCUGGCGUCGUACAAGACACGAACACUUGCUCAAGUCAGUGCUCCGACACUCCUUCAAUCCGGAAAAUAUUCAGUUUUGACAUCCCUGGCGGUUGACAAUGACGGCAACCCUGUCGUUUCCGUCAAUGCCGCAAGCGGAGCGGACAACAUGCUAUUCAGAUUCAAUGACAAUGGCAAUCAAACCCUUGCCAAUACAACCACACAACUUGGCGAUAUCAAACUGGUAGCGGGCCGCGAAGCUUUGUAUUCAUGUGGAACUGAAUUUGAGAGCGAGGGUCCAGUCUAUCUGACGGCCCGCAACUCGUCCAAUCUGAGCGAAAUUGCCAAAGUGAAGGUUCCGAAUACGGGAUCGUGCAGGUUUAUUCAAAUGGACAAGCUGAACGUUGAGGACCAGGACGAGGUGUCCAUCGCCGUUGUUGACAGGGAAAAGCCCUCGAAACUACGCAAGUACGUUCUGAUCUGAUGAAAAUUGAAGAGUGUGUGGCGUUCCGCGCGGGCGUUAGUGAGAUGUUUUCAUGUAAAAAUGAAGUGUUAUAGUUUCAAAGUGUUCCUAAAGUAUAUAUUGUAAAAAGACAGUGUGCAUCAAACAACGAUGCUUUCCCGUU